This is a messenger RNA of Protopolystoma xenopodis, 270 nucleotides long. The record is from the annotation of a GenBank genome assembly. Lineage: Eukaryota; Metazoa; Platyhelminthes; Monogenea; Polystomatidea; Polystomatidae.
AUGGCAGAGGUCGUAGAGGUACCCACCACGAAGGUGCUUGCUCAUGGAUUGGUGCUCCACGUCGCGAGAUCGACGUCAUCAUUGCGAUCCACCGUGACCAACUUCACUUCGCUCCUCGGACUGAACUCUCCCACAUGCUUGCAUGCCGACCGAUUUCGUCAUGGGUCGCCGAAAGUCGCCCGGCUCUCGACUCGUCUGCACCGAGUGGAUACCAUGACUUCAGGCCGUCACGGGACCCAACAUGAUUGGGAUAAGCGUGUGAGUAUGUAG